Papilio polytes (common Mormon) is the source of this 1610-nucleotide messenger RNA. RefSeq names its product cryptochrome-1 (gene phr6-4). Gene Ontology annotation, cellular component: nucleus; cytoplasm. Bases 97 to 1605 code for a protein of 502 amino acids. The transcript is spliced from 2 exons. Gene Ontology annotation, biological process: circadian regulation of gene expression; entrainment of circadian clock by photoperiod. Lineage: Eukaryota; Metazoa; Arthropoda; Insecta; Lepidoptera; Papilionidae. The record is from RefSeq and is a predicted model, not a curated record. Gene Ontology annotation, molecular function: DNA binding; FAD binding.
GCAAUUUCGCGCUAAUUUUGGAAAUCUAAAGCUUUUAAAAAGAUUUUGAGUAAAUAUUAUAAAAAUAAUAAAACAAAAUAAUUCUACUUAAUUAUAAUGUCCACAUCUAAGGUCCCAUCAGUUGUUCAUUGGUUUCGUUUAGAUUUACGUCUCCAUGAUAACCUUGCAUUUAGAAAUGCAAUCAACGAAGCUGAAAAUCGCAAACAUAUUCUCAGACCGAUAUACUUUUUGAAUACUGAAAAAAUAAAUUCCCAAAUGAACAGAUUACGUUUCCUCUUACAAAGUUUACAAGAUUUAGACCACAACUUACGGAAAUUAAACACGCGCUUAUAUGUUUUUAAAGGUAAAGCAAUUGAUUGUCUUCCAAACUUGCUUAAACAAUGGCAAGUUAAAUUUUUAACUUCACAAGUAGACAUCGAUCCAGAAAUAGUAGAACAAGAUGAAGCUAUCGAAAAAAUUGCUGAAGAAUUGGAUAUAUUUAUUGUUAAACGCGUUCAACAUACGGUAUAUGAUUUUAAUGCUGUUUUAAAAAAGAAUAAUGGAAGUGUACCAAUGACAUAUCAAAAGUAUCUUUCAUUAGUACAGGAUAUACAAGUUAAAGAAAUAAUUCAAAACAAUAAACAAAUAUCAGAUUGUUGUAAACCAUCAGAUUUUAACAGUAAUGAUUUUGAUGUCCCAUCACUGGAUGAAAUUGGUAUUGAUGCAUCUAAUUUAUCUGAAUGCAAGUACCCAGGUGGUGAAACUGAAGCAUUAAAAAGACUUGAUAUGUACAUGUUGAGGAAAGACUGGGUUUGUAAAUUUGAAAAACCUAACUCUUCACCAAAUAGUAUAGAACCUAGCACAACAGUUUUGAGUCCUUAUAUUAGUCAUGGUUGUCUUUCAGCAAAACUAUUUUAUCAUAGAUUAAAACAAGUAGAAAAUGGUAGACCUCACACAAUGCCACCGGUCUCACUUCUUGGACAAUUGAUGUGGCGAGAAUUCUAUUACACCGCAGGUGCGGGGACUGAGAAUUUUGACAAAAUGGUGGGAAAUAAAAUUUGUACUCAAAUUCCUUGGGGACAGAACCCUGAACACUUAAAAGCAUGGGCAGAUGGUAUGACAGGAUAUCCAUUUGUUGAUGCUAUUAUGCGUCAAUUAAAACAAGAAGGUUGGAUACACCAUUUAGCUAGACAUAUGGUUGCUUGUUUUUUAACAAGAGGUGAUUUAUGGAUUUCAUGGGAGGAAGGGGCUAAAGUGUUUGAAAAUUAUCUUUUAGAUUAUGAUUGGUCAUUAAAUGCUGGCAACUGGAUGUGGCUAUCUGCAUCAGCUUUUUUCUACAAAUAUUUCAGAGUAUACAGUCCUAUUGCAUUUGGGAAGAAGACUGAUAAAGAUGGCAAUUAUAUAAGAAAAUAUGUCCCAGAAUUAAAGAAAUAUCCAUCAGAAUACAUUUAUGAACCAUGGAAGGCACCAAAAUCUGUUCAAACGACUGCUGGUUGUAUUAUAGGCGUGGGAUAUCCUAAAAGAAUAGUUGAGCAUGAUAAAAUUCACAAAGACAAUAUUCAAAAAAUGUCACAAGCAUACAAGGUUAAUAAAGAAAGAAAAGCUAUGAAGAGGCCAAGAUCUUGAUAUAA